AUGUCUGAGCAGCUGAGAUACGACGGCCAGGUCGUCGUCGUCACCGGCGCCGGUGGUGGCCUCGGCAAAGCCUACGCCCUCUUCUACGCCUCGCGCGGUGCCAGCGUCGUCGUCAACGAUCUCGGCGGCUCCUUCACCGGCGAGGGCAACUCGGCCAAGGCUGCUGACCUCGUCGUCGACGAGAUCAAGGCUGCGGGCGGCAAGGCCGUCUCCAACUACGAUUCCGUCGAGUUUGGUGACAAGAUCAUCGACACCGCCAUCCAGGCUUUCGGCCGCGUCGACGUCGUCAUCAACAAUGCCGGUAUCCUCCGCGAUACCAGCUUCAAGAACCUCAAGGAUGAGGACUGGGACCUCAUCAUGCGCGUCCACGUCUACGGCGCUUACAAGGUCACCCGCGCCGCCUGGCCUCACUUCCGCAAGCAAAAGUAUGGCCGUGUCAUCAACACCGCCUCGGCCGCCGGUCUCUACGGCAACUUUGGCCAGACCAACUACUCUGCCGCCAAGCUCGCCCUGGUUGGCUUCACCGAGACCCUCGCCAAGGAGGGCUACAAGUACAACAUUCUUUGCAACGUCAUUGCUCCCAUUGCCGCUUCGCGUCUGACCAGCACCGUCUUCCCUCCCGAGCUCCUCGAGGCUCUCAAGCCCGAAUUCGUCGUCCCCGUCGUUGGUGUUCUCACCCACAAGAGCAACACCGGUGAUACCGGUGGCAUCUACGAGGUUGGUGGUGGUUUCGCCGCCAAGCUCCGCUGGCAGCGUGCCGAGGGUCUGCUUCUCAAGCCCGACGCCUCGUACACCGCCAGCGCCAUCAUUAAGAACUGGGACAAGGUCGUCGACUUCUCCAAGAACUCCACCUUCCCCGCCGAGCCCAACAACUUCAUCGAGCUCUCCGAGAAGUCCAACCAGCUGCCCCCCAGCGAGCAGGGCGAGAAGAUUGACUACACCGGCAAGGUCGUCCUCAUCACCGGUGCUGGCGCUGGUAUUGGCCGUGCCUACGCUCUGGCUUUCGCCAAGGCUGGUGCCUCCCUCGUGAUCAACGAUCUCGCCAACCCCGACACUGUUGUUGAGGAGAUCAAGAAGGCCGGCGGCAAGGCCGUCGGUGUCAAGGCUUCUGCCGAGGACGGCGAGGUCGUUGUCAAGGCCGCUAUUGAUGCUUUCGGCCGCAUCGACGUCAUUGUCAACAACGCCGGUAUCCUCCGCGACAAGGCCUUUACCAACAUGGACGACAGCCUCUGGAACCCCGUCUUCAACGUUCACCUGCGCGGUACCUACAAGGUCACCAAGGCUGCUUGGCCCUACUUCCUCAAGCAGAAGUAUGGCCGUGUCAUUAACACUACCUCGACUAGUGGUAUCUACGGCAACUUCGGCCAGGCCAACUACUCCGCUGCCAAAUGCGGUAUCCUUGGUUUCUCCCGCGCUCUUGCCAUUGAGGGUGCCAAGUACAACAUCAACGUCAACACCAUUGCUCCCAAUGCUGGUACCGCCAUGACCAAGGCCGUCUUCACUCCCGAGAUGCUCGAGUCCUUCAAGCCCGACUACAUCGCUCCCCUCAUCCUCGCCCUCUGCAGCGACGUCUGCCCCGACCCCACCGGCGGCCUCUACGAGGUUGGCAGCGGCUGGUCUGGCAAGACCCGCUGGCAGCAGGCUGGCGGCCACGGCUUCCCCGUCGAUGUCGCCCUGACCCCCGAGGAGGUUGUCAAGAACUGGAAGGCCAUUACCGACUUUGAGGACGGCCGUGCCGAGAACCCCGAGAGAACCACCGACUCGUUCGGCAAGAUUAUGGGCAACUUGGAGAACAAGGCCGGCAGCAGCAAGCAGGGUGCCGGUGCUGCUCCCGCCAACGAAUACCUCGCUGCCAUCGACGAGGCCCUCAAGACGCAGGGUGAGCCCACUCCGUUCAAGUACGAGGAGCGUGACACUCUGCUGUACAACAUUGGUGUCGGCGCCAAGGCCUCUGAGCUCAACUACACCUUCGAGGGUGCCGAGGACUUCCAGCUCCUCCCCACCUACGGUGUCAUUCCCGCCAUGGGGGCCGACGUCGGCUUCUCCUACGACAAGAUCGUCCCCAACUUCAACCCCAUGACGCUGCUCCACGGCGAGCAGUACCUCGAGAUCCGCAAGUUCCCCGUUCCCACGAGCGCCAACCUCGUGUCCAAGGGCCGCCUGCUCGAGGCCGUCGACAAGGGCAAGGCCGCCGUUGUCAAGACGGGCGUCACCACCACCAUUGCCGAGACGGGCGAGGAGGUCUUUUACAACGAGAUGACCGUCUUCCUCCGCGGCGCCGGCGGCUUUGACGGCCAGAAGAAGCCCGCCGACCGUGGCGCCGCCACCGCCGCCAACGUGCCCCCCAAGCGCGCCCCCGACCACGUCCAUGAAGAGUACGUCCACCCGGACCAGGCCGCCAUCUACCGUCUGAGCGGUGACUACAACCCUCUGCACAUUGACCCCUCGUUUGCCAAGAUGGGCGGGUUCAAGAAGCCCAUUCUGCACGGGCUCUGCUCUUUCGGUAUUGCCGGCAAGGCCAUCUACGACAAGUUCGGCCCCAUCAAGAACAUCAAGGUCCGCUUCGCCGGCACCGUCGACCCCGGCCAGACCAUCAUCACCGAGAUGUGGAAGGAGGGCAACAAGGUCAUCUUCACCUCCAAGGUCAAGGAGACUGGCAAGCCUUCCAUUGCCGAAAAAAGCAUAGCGGCCAGGAUCGGUCGUCUUGUUCUGGUGUAUUAUAAAACUGGGGUGGAAUGGGUUCCCUUUGUCUGA
Akanthomyces muscarius is the source of this 2754-nucleotide messenger RNA. RefSeq lists its product as uncharacterized. Gene Ontology annotation, molecular function: oxidoreductase activity. Lineage: Eukaryota; Fungi; Ascomycota; Sordariomycetes; Hypocreales; Cordycipitaceae. The coding region runs from base 1 to 2754 and encodes 917 amino acids. The record is from RefSeq and is a predicted model, not a curated record. The transcript is spliced from 10 exons.